GGAGAAGCGGGAGAUGGCUGUCGCCUCGCCCGCCACCUGGGCUGCGGUGGCACUGUGCUUGAUGUCUACAGCGUAUGCGGUGGAAGAGACAGUGAUGGAUACAAGGACAGCAACAGCUGAGCUUGGCUGGAUAUCGUUUCCUGCCAACGGGUGGGAGGAGGUGAGCGGCUACGACGAGAACCUCAACACCAUCCGCACGUACCAGGUGUGCAACGUGUUCGAGCCCAGCCAGAACAACUGGCUGCUCACCACCUACGUGGACCGGCGGGCCGCCCAGCGCGUCUACGUGGAGAUCCGCUUCACUGUGCGCGACUGCGCCUCCAUCCCCAGCGUGCUGGGCUCCUGCAAGGAGACCUUCAACCCUGUCUCUGAGUCGGACCACUCGCUGUCGGAGGGGCCGCGUCGUCGCGUGGACACCAUCGCCGCCGACGAGAGCUUCUCCCAGGUGGACUUCGGGGGCCGGCUGAUGAAGGUGAACACCGAGGUGCGGAGCUUCGGCCCACUGUCCCGGGGCCGGGGGUUCCACCUGGCCUUCCAGGACCUGGGCGCCUGCAUGUCCCUCCUGGCCGUCCGCGUCUUCUACAAGAAGUGUCCCAGCGUGGUGCAGAACUUUGCGUUCUUCCCUGAGACGCUGACGGGGGCGGAGUCGACCUCGCUGGUCAUCGCGCGGGGCAGCUGCAUCGCCAGCGCGGAGGAGCUGGACGUGCCCAUCAAGCUGUACUGCAACGGGGACGGCGAGUGGAUGGUGCCCAUCGGGAGCUGCAGCUGCAAGGCCGGCUACGAGCCCGACAAGGCCAACGUCUGCCAAGCGUGUCCUCAGGGCACCUUCAAGUCCUUCCAGGGGGCCGGGCUGUGCCAGCAGUGCCCGCCCAACAGCCUCUCCACUGCCGAGGCCGCCACACUCUGCGGCUGUCGCAACGGCUAUUACCGUGGCGACGUGGACAAGCCGGAGGACACCUGCACCAGCGUCCCCUCCGCCCCCCGUAACCUCGUCUCGGUCGUCAACGAGACCUCGGUGGUCCUGGAGUGGAGCCCGCCGCGCGACACGGGUCACCGCGGCGACCUGGUCUACAACGUGCUGUGCCGCCGCUGCCACAGCAGCGAGCGGCGGGCGUGCCAGUCCUGUGAGGACAGCGUGGCGUUCUCCCCGGGCCGGCGGGGGCUGAGGGGGGACCACGUGGAGAUCAGCAAGCUGAGGGCCCACACGGCGUACACCUUCGACGUGCAGGCAAUCAACGGGGUCUCCAACAAGAGCCCUUAUCCCGCCCAGCAACUGUCCAUAAACAUCACCACCAACCAGGCUGCUCCCUCGCUGGUACCCAUAAUGCACCAGGUGAGCUCAACGAGCCGCAGUUUCUCCCUGUCAUGGCCGCCCCCCGAGCAGCCGAACGGCAUCAUCCUCGACUACGAGAUACGCUUCUACGACAAGCUGUCGGCGGGGGUGAACAGCUCGGUGGUCCAGAGCGGGGGUCCGGGUGCGGUGCUAGAGGGUCUCCGGCCCGGGACCGGCUACCUGGUGCAGGUGAGGGCGCGCACGGUGGCCGGCUAUGGAGCCUUCAGCAAGGAGAUGCUGUUCCACACGCUGACCGACGAUGAGUAUAAGUCAGAGCUGGGCCAGCAGCUGUCCCUGAUAGCCGGCUCUCUCGUCUGCGGAGUUGUCAUCGUCUCGCUGGUGGCAAUAGCGAUCAUAUGUACCAGGAGAAGACAGCUGAAGGAGAGUGUGUACGGAGACAAACUCCAGCAAUACACCACAGGUGGAGGCUCCCCAGGGGUCAAGAUAUACAUCGACCCCUUCACGUACGAGGACCCCAACGAGGCCGUCCAUGAGUUCGCCAAGGAAAUAGACCCCAACUGCGUCAAGAUAGAGGAGGUUCUGGGAGCAGGUGAGUUCGGUGAGGUGUACAAAGGCCGUCUGAAGCUAGUAGGAAAGAAAGAAUUUCCUGUCGCCAUCAAAACACUGAAGGCGGGCUACUCCGAGCGGCAGCGGCGGGACUUCCUGUCCGAGGCGUCAAUCAUGGGCCAGUUCGACCAGCCCAACAUCAUCCGCCUAGAGGGGGUGGUCACCAAGAGCCGGCCCACCAUGAUCAUCACAGAGUUCAUGGAGAACGGCGCACUCGACUCAUUCCUGAGGCGAAACGACGGAACGUUCCCGGUCAUCCAGCUUGUGGGAAUGCUGAGGGGCAUCGCAUCCGGCAUGAGGUACCUGGCGGAGAUGAGCUACGUGCACCGUGACCUGGCCGCCCGGAACAUCCUGGUGAACAGCAACCUGGUGUGUAAGGUCUCAGACUUCGGCCUGUCCCGUUACCUGGAGGAGGACGCCUCCGACCCCACCUACACCAGCUCCCUGGGGGGUAAGAUCCCGGUGCGCUGGACGGCCCCCGAGGCCAUCGCCUACAGGAAGUUCACGUCGGCCUCAGACGUGUGGAGCUACGGCAUCGUCACCUGGGAGGUGAUGUCCUACGGAGAGAGGCCGUACUGGGACAUGAGCAACCAAGACGUCAUCAACGCCAUCGAGCAGGACUUCCGGCUGCCCGCGCCCAUGGACUGCCCCCUGGUGCUCCACCAGCUCAUGCUGGACUGCUGGCAGAAGGACCGCAACGCCAGACCCAAGUUCCCCGACCUGGUCAGCAUGCUGGACAAGAUGAUCCGCAACCCCGGCUCCCUCAAGACCGUGGCUUCUCAUGAGUUAUUCCUCCCUCCCUCAAGGCCCUCCCCUCAUGCCCUGCUCGACCGAGGGGCUCCAGACCUGAGCAGCGUCAGCUCUGUGGAGGACUGGCUGAGCGCGCUGAAGAUGACCCAGUACAGGGACUCCUUCGUCGGGUCGGGCAUCAACUCCCUGUCCCUGAUCACGCAGCUCACCACGGAAGACCUGCAGAGGCUGGGGGUGUCCCUGGCCGGGCACCAGAAGAAGAUCCUGACCAGCGUCCAGUCCAUGAGGGACCACAUCGACGACCAGUCCCCGACAGAGUCACUGUAACGCACUAACCCAACGGGAUCAAUGUGGCUCCCUUUGGAACAUUACAGUACAAUGCAGAAAGCAAUCAACUCCGGACGACUUAACGGACACUUUGAGCACUCGUGGACGCCCUCACCCGAACCCAAAGUCCGUCCAAAUCCAUUCUGACAGACGUACCCAUCACAACUCUGUCGUAUAUGCACAGACUGCUGGCUGA
This is a messenger RNA of Gadus chalcogrammus (walleye pollock), 3173 nucleotides long. Its product is annotated as ephrin type-B receptor 1-like. The record is from RefSeq and is a predicted model, not a curated record. The transcript is spliced from 20 exons. Gene Ontology annotation, cellular component: neuron projection; plasma membrane. The coding region runs from base 14 to 2977 and encodes 987 amino acids. Gene Ontology annotation, biological process: cell surface receptor protein tyrosine kinase signaling pathway; protein phosphorylation; axon guidance. Gene Ontology annotation, molecular function: protein binding; ATP binding; transmembrane-ephrin receptor activity. NCBI's taxonomy places the organism in Eukaryota, Metazoa, Chordata, Actinopteri, Gadiformes, Gadidae.